AUGUCCCCCACUGCUAUCGUGGCCCGCCGGGUUCUGGCUGCUGCAUCAGCAGGGAGCCAUGAAGGAGGAGCAAGGACAUGGAAGAUCCUAUCCUUCGUGUUAGCCCUGCCCGGUGUGAGUGUCUGCAUGGCAAACGUUUACCUGAAGAUGCAGGCUCAUUCCCAUGAACAGCCAGAGUUUGUGCCUUACCCACACCUCCGCAUCCGAACCAAGCCAUGGCCUUGGGGUGAUGGGAACCACUCUCUCUUCCACAACUCUCAUACAAACGCUCUGCCCACUGGUUAUGAAGGCCCUCAUCACUGAGCGGGAAGACCUUUCGUUCGGAACUGUUCGUCCUCUCAACACUGUUUCCAUUCUGCAAUGAAUGAGACCAGAUUUAAACAUUUUUAACAGAAAUAAACUAUCGAUUUUACAUGAA
Messenger RNA from Danio aesculapii, 418 nucleotides. Its product is annotated as cytochrome c oxidase subunit 6A, mitochondrial. The coding region runs from base 1 to 303 and encodes 100 amino acids. Gene Ontology annotation, biological process: mitochondrial electron transport, cytochrome c to oxygen. Gene Ontology annotation, cellular component: mitochondrial inner membrane. The transcript is spliced from 3 exons. The record is from RefSeq and is a predicted model, not a curated record. Gene Ontology annotation, molecular function: enzyme regulator activity. Lineage: Eukaryota; Metazoa; Chordata; Actinopteri; Cypriniformes; Danionidae.